UGUUUGUUUUUUUUUUAUACAGGGGUUAAAAAUCAUGACCUCAUUCCUGCCAGGAAGGUGCUCAUACUGCUGACCUAAAUCCUCCUCCCUCACUGUGUUUUUAUCUCUCACAGGAUUUGUGCGUCUGGGUGGAAAUUAUGGACUAUGCUCAGGGCAAGUGGAAGUGAAUUCUGGAGGAACUUGGAUUCCAGUAUCUGAUGUGAACUUCACAUUCCCCACUGCCCAGGUCAUCUGUGCUGAGUUGGGAUGUGGCAAAGUUGUGUCUAUCCUGGGGAACUUGUCCAGAAAUGCCAACGAACAGAUGUAUAAUGAAAAGUUCCAGUGUGAAGGGCAGGAACCUGAGCUCUGGUUGUGCCCCAGAGUGCCCUGUACUGGAGUCAGCUGCAAGCAUGGUGGAGGUGUUGAGGUCAUCUGCUCAGAGACCCCAAAGCUUCUCCUGGUGAACACGAAGAGUCACUGUGAGGGGACAGUGGAAAUCUUUCACCAGGGUUCUUGGGGCACCAUCUGUGAUGACAGCUGGGACCUGAGUGACGCUCAAGUGGCGUGCAGACAGCUGGGUUGUGGAGUGGCCCUCAAUUUCCUGAUUUCUGCUCAUUUUGGGGAGGGUUCAGAGCCCAUCUGGCUGGAUGAGGUGAACUGCACAGGAGAGGAGUCCCACAUAGGGGAGUGCCCUUCUGCUGGUUGGGGGAAACACAACUGCAAGCACACAGAAGAUGUUGGAGUCAUCUGUUCAGGAUACAUGCAUCUUGUUGGAGAAGGACGCUGCUCAGGCCGAGUGGAAGUGAAUUCCGGAGGACAUUGGAUUCCAGUGUCUGAUGUGAACUUCACUUUACCUACUGCCCAAGUCAUCUGUGCAGAGCUGGGGUGUGGCAAGGCUGUAUCUGUUCUGAGAAAUGUGCCUUUCAGAGAGGACAGAGGAUCGAUGUGGCAUGAAGCAUUCCAGUGUGAGGGUAAGGAGUCCCAGCUGUGGUUCUGCCCCAGAUCACCCUGUCAUGGAGACAGCUGCCACCGUAGAAGAACUGUUCAAGUUAUCUGUUCAGAUCUCACUGAAAUUCGACUCAUGAAAAAUGGAUCUUCUCAGUGUGAGGGUCAGGUAGAGGUGAAAAGUUCUGCGGGCUGGAGAGCACUCUGUGCAUCCCACUGGAGCACGGCCAAUGCUGAUGUCGUGUGCCACCAGCUGGGCUGUGGAGUCACUGUCUCCACCCCAAAAGGAGCAUACUUUGUGGAAGAAGGGGAUGAGAUCUGGAAAGCCCAAUUUCACUGUUCGGGGCAUGAAUCCUUCUUGUGGAGUUGCCCUAUGACUGCUCUUGGUGUUCCUGCCUGUGCCCAUGGGAACACAGCCUCUGUGGUCUGCUCAGAAUACAAAACCAAACUGCGGCCCCAGUGCAAGGACUCCCUGCCUGACACAGCAGGUUCCACAGCCUCAGAGGUGCAGGAUGUCAAUUGCUCAGAAAGCAGACAGCUGCGCCUGGUGAAUGGGGGUAGUCGCUGUGCAGGGAGAGUGGAGAUUCUGCAUCAGGGAUCCUGGGGCACCAUCUGCGAUGACAGCUGGGAGCUGAGUGAUGCCCACGUGGUGUGCAGACAGCUGGGCUGUGGAGUGGCCCUCAAUGCUAUGGUCUCUGCUCACUUUGGGCAGGGAUCAGGGCCCAUCUGGCUGGAUGAGAUGAACUGCACAGGAAAGGAGUCCCAUGUGUGGAACUGCCCUUCCCAGGGCUGGGAGCAGCAUGACUGCAGGCACAAGGAGGAUGCAGGGGUCAUCUGCUCAGAGUUCCUCGCUCUCAGGUUGGUGAGCAAAGACCAGGAGUGCUCUGGGUGGCUGGAGAUUUUCUACAAUGGAACGUGGGGCAGUGUCUGCCGCAGCCCAAUGGAUGACGUGACCUUGUCUGUGAUCUGCAGACAGCUGGGCUGUGGGGAUAGUGGGACCCUGAACACUUCUGUUCCUGUGAGGGAAGAUUCUAGACGGCAAUGGGUAGAUGGAAUCCAGUGUAGGAAAACUGAUGCCUCUCUCUGGCAGUGUCCUUCUGAUGCUUGGAAACAAAGAUCUUGCCUUCCAAGGGACACAGCUUACAUCACGUGUGCAGGACUGAGACCCAAGAGCUGCCCAAACUCUGCCCACUGCACAGACACACAGAAGCUUCGGCUCAGAGGAGGAGACAACCAAUGCUCAGGGCGUGUGGAAGUGUGGCAUGAAGGCACCUGGGGCACAGUGUGUGAUGAUUCCUGGGACCUGGCAGAGGCUGAGGUGGUGUGUCAGCAGCUGGGCUGUGGACAUGCCCUGGAGGCCCUGGGAAAGGCUGCAUUUGGCCCUGGAAAUGGAAGCAUCUGGCUAGAUGAGGUGCAGUGCAGAGGCAGGGAGUCCUCUCUGUGGGACUGUGCCAGGGUACCCUGGGGAAAGAGCGACUGCAAGCAUGAAGAAGAUGCAGGCGUGAGGUGCUCAGAUGAAAGGACAACAAAUCCUUCCAUUCAUAGAAGCACCAUUUCAGUCUCUACACCAGUUCCAGGUUUCUUUUCUUUACCUGUGAUCCUCUGCAUCAUCCUGGGAGCCCUUCUCUUUCUGCUCCUCAUUAUCCUGGGGACUCAGAUUCACAAAUGGAAAACAGAGAUCCGAGCCCUUUCUACUUUGGAAGAUCGUCUGAAUGAGGCCUUUUAUGAGGAGAUAGAUUACCUCGUGAAACCACAGGAGGACUUGAUUGACAACCGAGGAAACCUUUUUGAGGACUCAGUGACUAAGCUCCCCUAUGACACAGAGGAAAAGGAGGAGAGUGGAGAGCCUGAGUCUGCCCCAGAACCGCUAGGACAACAUGAUCUUAUCACAGAGAAUGGUUAUGAUGAUGUUGAAGAGUUACCUGCUCCUAAAUUUCCUACUUCUGCUGCUGAGAUGAGUGAGGUGCACUUUUUCCCAGAAAAUUGAAUCGAUGCCAAGAAUUCUCAGCCAUGUAUCUCAUCUCAGUCUCCAAGAGAAGGUGUCAACUCCAGCUUGGAAGAGAAGCAGUCUUCACUGUCACUGAGACAAGACAUUGGAUAUGAUGACAUUGAGCUCAGUGCCACGUAAUGCCAUAUUUUUAGCAACUAAGCCUAUAAAGAAUUACUAUGUCCUAUUUUUCCCAAAUAAAUGUUUAUUUUUAAUCUAAUUACUGUGAAGCUUUAACCUUAAGAAUGGCCAUUUUUUCCCCUUAAUAGUACCUGAUUGUCCUUGGAAAAUUCAUUCUUUCCUAAUUAAUAUCCCUUCCUUUUUUGAGAGCUCACUUGAAAGAUUGAUUGCUUUCCUGUCAACUAUCCAAUUACCUUCCAUGCUGAAAGUUCCUCCUUCCAUUUGAAUAUCAUAAAACUCUGAAAUGCAUCCCAGAAUUUAAGUACUGACUCAUUUGAUGGGGAAACUCAGAAACACCAAAGAGAAUACUCCAAAAUGUCUCCAUUGUACUUUACUAAUGUCUAGAGAUGUGGUUCAGAAUCAAUGGGAUAUUUAAAAUGGGAAAGAAACAACUGCUCCUCUUCUAAUUUUGUGAAAUAUUUAUAUAUUACCGCCAGCUAAAAUCUGCUGCUCCCUAAGGUUAUGUUACUAAAAUUAAUAUUCUUUUUUGCUAUUAUACCCUAAUAUUCAAAACUUCUUUCCUUUCCCAUCAGAUUGUGCUUUCUAUCGUUCAUCAAAUUUUAGAACUCACAUGUUUUUCCUUUAGUAUCUAUUUUCAUCCCUUUUUCUGUAUUUGU
This is a messenger RNA of Cavia porcellus (domestic guinea pig), 3708 nucleotides long. RefSeq names its product antigen WC1.1-like. Bases 302 to 2911 code for a protein of 869 amino acids. The transcript is spliced from 15 exons. The record is from RefSeq and is a predicted model, not a curated record. Gene Ontology annotation, cellular component: membrane. Gene Ontology annotation, molecular function: protein-lysine 6-oxidase activity. NCBI's taxonomy places the organism in Eukaryota, Metazoa, Chordata, Mammalia, Rodentia, Caviidae. Gene Ontology annotation, biological process: peptidyl-lysine oxidation.